AUGUUCAGACAAUCAAUUAGACCACUAGCUUCAACUAGAAUAACCUUUGUUCGCUACAACAGCUCUCCAGCCUACACGGCUGCAGUUAGCCUGUUGAAAGGGGAUCUGAAGAAGGCCAUGAUUGCCAAGGAUGAGAUGAAGAAGACAGCAAUCAGAAGCAUGCUAUCGGCUAUCAAGAACAAAGAGAUUGAUUUGAAGGGGAAGAGCAGCGACGAGUACUCUUUAUACGAUAUGUACUCCAAGUUGAUUUCUCAAAGAAAGGACUCUAUAAAUGAAUUCAUUGCUAACAAAAGAGACGAUUUGGUAGGCAAGGAGCAAGACGAAAUGAACGUCAUUAAAAAAUACAUGGAACAAUUACCAGUUUCAUCUGAACUUGAUACCGAUCAAAAUGUGAAGAACCUGUUAGACGCCCUUAAAGAAAAGGCAGGUGACAAAAAAGUCCAAAUCAAAGAAUUGAUGGGACAAAUUGACUGGAAAUCUCUGCCAACGGAAUUUAAGACGUCGCCAACUGCCAUAAAAAAUAGCAUCGUGAAACAAUUUAAGGAAAUCUUCAAAUGA
Messenger RNA from Saccharomyces eubayanus, 558 nucleotides. RefSeq names its product Aim41p (gene AIM41). The transcript has a single exon. The coding region runs from base 1 to 558 and encodes 185 amino acids. The record is from RefSeq and is a predicted model, not a curated record. Gene Ontology annotation, molecular function: carbon-nitrogen ligase activity, with glutamine as amido-N-donor. Lineage: Eukaryota; Fungi; Ascomycota; Saccharomycetes; Saccharomycetales; Saccharomycetaceae. Gene Ontology annotation, cellular component: mitochondrion.